CUUUAUGGUUAAACAACUCACAUGAUAUUAAAUAAAAACUAUGGAUACAUCAUUAACAGUAAUAUUUUCCAUAGAUACACAAAUUAUUUUGCCUUUUAAAUUUACGCCGAAUCGGAUAAUAAGAUAAAAGGUAUAGAUGGAGGUCCCAGGAAAACUAGGCAUUGAUGUCACAAAAUUAGUAUGUCUCCCGUGUGACAUUGAUGGUUUGCAGGAACCUGCUUAUGGCUUCUGCCAAGACUGUCAAGAGCAUCUAUGUGAAACAUGCUACAAACAUCAAAGACGCGCACGUCCAUUCAAAAACCAUGCUCUCAUUGACAAAGACUCUAUGCCAAUGUCCCUGAUAAUGUUACCUAAUAUAUCUGACAAUAGAGCGAAUCUUUGCGAGAAGCAUCAAGAUAAACCGCCAGAAUUUUAUUGCAACGAUCACAAAUCGGUGAUGUGCUAUGUCUGUGCUACACUAGAACACAAACAAUGUAAUGUGGACUAUAUACCUGAUGUUUCGGAAAACAUGUCUGUGGAGUUGAAUGGUAUAUUACAACAAAUGGAAUCGUUGGUUAUUAAAUGUAUAUCCAACACAGAAAAUAUUAAUAAAGCUACGCAAAAUCUAGACCAGAGUCAUGCAAAAGUGGUUGAAGAUAUCAAAGUAUUGAGGAAAGAGAGAAAUGAAUGUUUGGAUAGGAUGGAAACAAAAAUAUUGGAGGAAGCUGAUAUAGUUGUCAAGAAUGCAAAAUAUAAACAGGAAACCGUUAAAGCUACUUCCUUAGAGAUUAUGGAGGAACUCCAAUGUUCAUAUUCGUCGUUAAAUACAUUAAAAGAAGAAAACAAGCAAAAUACGCUUUUUAUUGAGAUGAAAAAUGCCACAAAACGUCUGCAAAUACUGACAGAUAAGGAAAAGCAAGUAAUAGAAGCAAAUACAGCAGACGAUUGUAUCCAAUUUACACGGAACCCAAGCCUAAUAGACGGUCUUAAGACUCUGAAUAACUAUGGAAUAUUGUCAACAAGAGUACAUCCGUCCUCUGAUAGAGCAUUAGAUUUACAAUAUUCGCAUACAGUAAAUGUGAAAUCUGCAUCCGAUAAAAAAGAGUGUAACAUCACAGGUAUGGUUAUGAUUGCUCCAAAGAAACUGAUUGUUGCUGAUUAUAAUAACAACAGCAUAAAACUGAUUGACGUUGAGAAUGGUUCAAUAAUAAUAGAAGCAAGGAUGCCUUCCAAAACGUAUGAAGCUAUUAAACUUUUAGGAAAUACGCUUGCUGUGACUUCGGUGGAGGAAAAGUGUAUUCAGAUAUUGUCUUAUAAUGACACCGGACUUUCAUUACAACGACAUAUAACUGUCAGCGAAGCAUGCAAUGGGUUAGCUUAUUGUCAAAAUAAGUUUGUUUUUUCCAGCUGGAAAGUAGGGAAACUAAGCAUUCUUAACUUAGAUGGAGAUGUUCUUAAUGUGUUUGGUUCUCCUAGUCUAUUUCAUGGGCCCCUCAGAGUGAUAUCCAGUAAUGACGAGAAGUUCCUUUAUGUAUCAGAUGCAAUGAACGGCCAAAAUCACAAGGUUAUGAAAAUUGACUUUGAAGGAAAUGUUAAGAACGUUUUUGAAGAACCAGGAUAUGAAUAUCCUUACGGUCUGCAACAAUUAGAAGAUGACACGACAUUAGUGACUUACAGAGGCAGUGAUACUGUCCUUAGAUUGUCGAGCAGUUUAAAAAGGUGUGAGAUUGUUGGACUAGAUAAAUUAAAUAUUUAUCAACCGAAAGCUUUAACAUACUGUGACAGAGAACAUAAAUUGUACGUCAGUUGUUCAACCAAGAAAGGACAACUGAAUGCUGAUAUUGUCAAAGUAUUCAAUCAGAAGUGGAUAUGAACAUUACAAAGAAAAUGAUGGAUAUGAUAAAAGUUUC
Molecule: messenger RNA, 1889 nt
Organism: Ruditapes philippinarum (Manila clam)
Lineage: Eukaryota; Metazoa; Mollusca; Bivalvia; Venerida; Veneridae
Product: E3 ubiquitin-protein ligase TRIM71-like
Exons: 2
Coding region: 137-1852 (571 amino acids)
Molecular function (GO): zinc ion binding
Source: RefSeq, a predicted model, not a curated record